AUGGAAAAAACACUUAACUUCCAAGUCCAAAUGAGUGCACCAGAGAUAAUCCAGCCAGAGAAACUGGGACCAAGAGAAACCAAAUACUUAUCAAACAUUGACGACCAAAUUGGCCUAAGAAACCACAUACCCUUUGUCCAAUUCUAUCUCCCAAGCAAAGCAAUGCAGGGCCAUGACCCUGCAGUGCUGAUAAAACUGGCCUUGUCUAAGGCUCUCGUUUACUACUACCCUAUGGCUGGGCGGCUCAGGAAUUCUGACAAUGGUAAGCUCGUUGUGGAUUGUAAUGGUGAAGGUGUGAUCUUUCGCGAGGCUGAUGCGGAUGUCAAGUUAGCUGAGCUGCGUGAAGUUGAUGGCGGGUUGAGGCCACCGUUUCCUCAGUUUGAUAAGCUGUUAUUUGAUGACAUUUGGGGAAGCAACUCGAUCAGUGAUUCUCCUUUGCUUCGCAUACAGGUAACAAGACUUGCCUGCGGAGGCUUUGUCCUGGCAUACACAUUCAACCACUGCAUAUGCGAUGCUUAUGGUGCAUUCAUGUUCAUGCAAGUUGUAUCAGAGUUCUGCAGAAUUCCCAACAGAACAUCUCCUUCCUCUUUACCAUCUUGGGGAAGAGAACUUCUGAAACCCCGUUCGCCUCCCAUUAUUUCCUACCCUCAUUCUGAAUACGACAGUUCUCCCCACAGUCCCAACAUCACUUUCACUGAGACACAAUUCAAACAAUUUGCUCAAACAUCAGUAUUUCUCUCUCGCACUGACAUAUUACUUCUGAAGAGCCAAAUUCCUGACCAGAAACUUCCAACCUUCGAUGCAGUUGCUGCAUGCUUAUGGAGGGCUAGAACUCGAACCCUCCUCAGCCCCAAAUCCACAACAAGACUUCUUUUUCCAAUUGACACCCGUUUUCGAUACAAGCCAUUGCUUCCCAAUGGUUACUAUGGGAGUGCUGUGGUUUUCCCCUGUGCCAUUACAGAGGCAGCCAAACUCAUUGAGAAACCAUUGCCUUAUGCUGCAAGUUUGAUCUCAGCAGUGAAACAGGGGGUCACUGGGGAUGAGUAUCGAGCUUCAGUUUUGGAUUUCAUCGAGGCCAAUGAGCACAGAGGGUUCUGUGCUGAAGGAGCAUUUGUGGUUUCAGACAUGACUCGUUUGAGAUUCACCGAUGUGGAUUUUGGUUGGGGCCAAGCUGUAUAUGGGGGACCAGCAAGAGCUGGUACUGGCUUGGUUCCUAUAAUGGUUACUUCUCUUAUAACUCAUAAGAAUGACAAGGGCGUUGAAGGAGUGCUGGCUCUGGUUUCUUUGCCUCUAGAAUUAAUGGAGAGGUUCCACAAAGAGAUAAGGAAAGAAAUUAAUAAUUUUGUUCCUUCAAGCUUCAUUUCUUCUGCACUGUAA
Humulus lupulus (European hop) is the source of this 1377-nucleotide messenger RNA. Its product is annotated as benzyl alcohol O-benzoyltransferase-like. The transcript is spliced from 2 exons. The coding region runs from base 1 to 1377 and encodes 458 amino acids. The record is from RefSeq and is a predicted model, not a curated record. Gene Ontology annotation, molecular function: acyltransferase activity, transferring groups other than amino-acyl groups. NCBI's taxonomy places the organism in Eukaryota, Viridiplantae, Streptophyta, Magnoliopsida, Rosales, Cannabaceae.